CGGGGCCGGGUGGAUCGGCGGCUAUAAAGCUGGUGGCAAAGGGGAGGCGCCGCGUUCUGUUCUUUCGCAGCUCGUUUCCUCUCCUCGGCCACUGCCCAGUCACGUUUGGUGCCCGAAGGAGGACACGGUGACAGACCUGGAGACUGCGGUUCUCUGUCCUUCACACAGCUCUUUCACCAUGCCUGGAUCACUUCCAUUGAAUGCAGAAGCCUGUUGGCCAAAAGAUGUGGGGAUUGUUGCCCUUGAGAUCUAUUUUCCUUCUCAAUAUGUUGAUCAAGCAGAAUUGGAAAAAUAUGAUGGUGUAGAUGCUGGGAAGUAUACCAUUGGCUUGGGCCAGGCCAAGAUGGGCUUCUGCACAGAUAGAGAAGAUAUCAACUCUCUUUGCUUGACUGUGGUUCAGAAUCUUAUGGAGAGAAAUAGCCUUUCCUAUGAUUGCAUUGGGCGGCUAGAAGUUGGAACAGAGACAAUCAUCGACAAAUCAAAAUCAGUGAAGACUAACCUGAUGCAGCUGUUUGAGGAGUCUGGGAAUACAGAUAUAGAAGGAAUAGACACAACUAAUGCAUGCUAUGGAGGCACAGCUGCUGUCUUCAAUGCUAUUAACUGGAUUGAGUCCAGCUCUUGGGAUGGGCGAUAUGCCUUGGUGGUUGCAGGAGAUAUUGCCAUAUAUGCCACAGGAAAUGCUAGACCUACGGGUGGAGUUGGAGCCGUAGCUCUGCUAAUUGGGCCAAAUGCUCCUUUAAUUUUUGACCGAGGUCUUCGCGGGACACACAUGCAACAUGCCUAUGACUUUUACAAACCUGAUAUGCUCUCUGAGUAUCCCAUAGUAGAUGGAAAGCUCUCCAUACAGUGCUACCUCAGUGCAUUAGACCGCUGCUAUUCUGUCUACCGUAAAAAGAUCUGUGCCCAGUGGCAGAAAGAGGGAAUUGAUAGAGAUUUCACCUUGAAUGAUUUUGGCUUCAUGAUCUUUCACUCACCAUACUGUAAACUAGUACAGAAGUCUCUAGCUCGGAUGUUGCUGAAUGACUUCCUUAAUGACCAGAACAGAGACAAAAAUAGUAUCUAUAGUGGCCUGGAAGCCUUUGGGGAUGUUAAAUUAGAAGACACAUAUUUUGACAGAGAUGUGGAAAAGGCAUUUAUGAAGGCUAGUUCUGAACUCUUUAAUCAGAAAACAAAGGCAUCUUUGCUUGUAUCAAAUCAAAAUGGAAAUAUGUAUACAUCUUCAGUAUAUGGUUCCCUUGCUUCUGUUCUAGCACAGUACUCACCUCAGCAAUUGGCAGGGAAGAGGAUUGGAGUGUUCUCAUAUGGUUCUGGUUUGGCUGCCACCCUCUACUCUCUGAGAGUUACACAGGAUGCCACACCAGGGUCUGCUCUUGAUAAAAUAACGGCAAGUUUAUGUGAUCUUAAAUCAAGACUGGACUCAAGAACUUGUGUGGCACCAGAUGUUUUUGCUGAAAACAUGAAGCUAAGAGAGGACACUCAUCAUCUGGCCAACUAUAUUCCCCAGUCCUCAAUAGAUUCACUCUCUGAAGGAACAUGGUACCUAGUUAGAGUGGAUGAAAAGCACAGAAGAACUUAUGCUCGGCGCCCCUCUCCAAAUGAUGACACUUUGGAUGAAGGAGUAGGACUUGUCCAUUCAAACACAGCUACUGAGCAUAUUCCAAGCCCUGCUAAGAAAGUGCCAAGACUCCCUGCUACAUCAGCAGAGCCUGAAGCAGCUGUGAUUAGUAACGGGGAACAUUAAGAUGCUCAGUGAUGUGCAAGACUUCUGUGCGGGCUUUGGGGUGGGGGUGGGGCAUGGGAAUGGCUCGAGGAAUGGACAGUUUUAAAGGAUUACAUGAUGCUUAAAUUUUAUGUGACUGACAUGGAGCCUGGAAAACUAUGUAUUCUUGGGGGAGUCUCUGCCCAACUUGCUACAUGCUUCCUGUUGUGGUUUGGCCGAUGCUAUGUGUACUCAAAUGAUGUUAAGGGCUCUGUAAAAACUUCAUACCUCUUUGGCCAUUUGUAUGCAUGAAGUUUCGUUUUUAAACAUGGUGUAAUGAAUUGUGUGCUUCUGUAAGAAGAAAGAGGCACUAGUCUCCAAUUAAAACAUUUUUUUUUUUAAAGUGUAAGAAUUUUAUACUUUGAACAAACCAGAUUACUGAAAGGACCUGUGGUUUUUGAAAAAACUUUUCUAACUUGGGGAAUGUGAUCUUAAAAAGUGAUAUGCACAAACUCUGUUUAAAAAUAGCAAAACAUACUUUUUUGGGGUAAAAUUUAUAAAUCCAAAAGAGGAAGAAAGGUUUGGAUAAUAACACUGUUUUUGGAAUCUAGACCAGCAGCAGCAAAAGUUAUUGUAAUGACUCUGAACAGAGAGACACUGGCAUUGAGCAGGCUUCUGGUGUUCAAAACAUGGUACAUUUGGGAACUGUGGCUACAGCCAGGAGAAUGCUCUUGGCGAGUUGGUGGUGGCUUUGCUGAGCCACACUGAGAUGGUACUGGAGGUGGGCAUGAAGAAGUUUGUUACUGCAGCCCUUCUUUACACCUUAUAAAUGAAACAUUUUUCUGGCUGCUUUUUCUAAAACUUAAAAUAGAAAGGAAGGGCAUUAUUAGGUUACUUUUGAUGCUUUGGUGUUAAAAAUUCAAUUUAAGAACAGACAACCUGAAAGCAUGAAUAGUAUAAGCUUUUUUUUUUUUUUUUUUUUUUUUGUAUCUGCUCAAAAAGAAGGUACAACUCAAGUUUUUACAUAGUCUGACUAGACAAAAAGUAUUCCACUUCAAGUUCUGGAAGUAGGAUUUAUAAUGCAUUUUCUCAGACUUUCACCUUAAAAACAGACAAAAACUAUCACAUGGGAUGCAUAAGAUGGGUCACUCAGUUUUGUAGAUCUUUUUGGUGCUGAACUAUGACAUGAGCCUUAUAGAUUGUAAAAUAGAGAUAGUUGGAACUAAUGUACAGAACUAAAUUUUUAAAACUAUUUGCUGUUAAAUUCUGUGAAGUUUCAGUUAUCUAAAAUAAGCAUACACAAAUAUGUAAUAUUUCAGAUUGCAAGGUAACAUGUAAUGUAGUGUUUGUAAGAUACUCUUGUCUAAUAUUAACUAGUGGUAUUUUGAUUUGUACAGUCAUAAUUUGUUAAAAUGACUUCAUUUUAACAUACACUGAUGUAGAGUAAUAAUGUAAGUUCAGAUUUAAAGAAUGGUGGGAAAAUGAUGCAUGUGAUAGUUUUGCAGGCAUUGGGAGUUCAGUGGGUUUUGAAAGGAGUAAUUUAACUUUUGGGUGCCAGGAAAUGGGUUUUCUCAAUGUCCAUUGCCGGCAAUGGGCAGGCCUGGUGAUACUGGCACUGCAUUAACCAUACACCUUAAUGGCAAGGUGAAUAACUUUGAAAUAAAGUUUUAGAAAAA
Molecule: messenger RNA, 3375 nt
Organism: Lepus europaeus (European hare)
Lineage: Eukaryota; Metazoa; Chordata; Mammalia; Lagomorpha; Leporidae
Gene: HMGCS1
Product: 3-hydroxy-3-methylglutaryl-CoA synthase 1
Exons: 11
Coding region: 179-1741 (520 amino acids)
Biological process (GO): acetyl-CoA metabolic process
Cellular component (GO): cytosol
Molecular function (GO): hydroxymethylglutaryl-CoA synthase activity
Source: RefSeq, a predicted model, not a curated record